CCCCACCCCACCUCAUAAAAACCAAACCAAACCCGAAAGCACCACGAAACACGGCGGCAGCAGCAGCCUGCGUGCCUGCCUAUCCAUCCUUCCUCCUCCAGCCUCCGCCGCGGACACCCCCGCGCGGACAGGCCGGUGGAGCGGCAGCGAGGGAGGGCGGGGCGGCGCCGGCCUCGCAAUGCAGCAGCAGCAGCAGCCGGAGCCCGCCGAUCCGCCGGGGAGGGCGUUCCCGCCCCCGCCGGCGCCGGCCGCGCGCGGGGCGCACCACCGGCGGGCCAGAUCUGAGGUUGCCUUCCGCCUCCCGGACGACCUCGGCCUCGGCGGCGGCGGCGGCCCCGACGGCGACGGCUUCGACGAGAUCGGCUCCGAGGACGACCUCUUCUCCACCUUCAUGGACAUCGAGAAGAUCUCCUCCUCGGGGCCCUCCGACCGCGACCGCGAUCGCGCCGCGGAGACAUCCUCACCGCCGCGCCCCAAGCACCGCCACAGCAGCUCUGUCGACGGCUCGGGCCUCUUCUUCUCCCCCGGCGUCGGCGGCGGCACGGGGAAGGACGCCGCCGCGUCGCUGGCCGAGGUCAUGGAGGCCAAGAAGGCCAUGAGCCCCGAGCAGCUGGCCGAGCUUGCCGCCAUCGACCCCAAGCGCGCCAAGAGAAUUCUAGCUAACAGACAAUCGGCGGCUAGAUCAAAAGAAAGAAAGGCUCGUUAUAUAACAGAACUUGAGCGGAAGGUUCAAACGCUUCAGACUGAAGCCACCACCCUUUCAGCACAACUCACACUAUUUCAGAGAGACACAACUGGACUUUCUGCAGAAAAUGCAGAGCUCAAGAUAAGGUUGCAGGCCAUGGAGCAGCAGGCUCAACUGCGUGAUGCUCUGAAUGAUGCACUGAAGCAGGAGCUGGAGAGGCUUAAGCUUGCUACUGGUGAGACGACCAAUUCCAGUGAGACAUAUAACAUGAGAUUUCAACAUGUCCCAUACAACUCUUCAUUCUUCCCGCUUUCCCAGCAUAAUACAGCCCUACACCCGGGUAGUGCCCAGUUGGCACCAUCGUUCAACCCACCUCAUCCCAAUGUGCCAAAUCACCAGAUGCUGUCCCACCCACACACUCUCCCAGAUAUAAUGCAGCAAGACUCUCUUGGACGGCUGCAGGGUUUGGACAUUGGAAAGGGGCCUCUGGUUGUGAAGUCGGAGAGCAGCUCGAUCUCUGCAAGCGAAAGUAGCAGCACCUUCUAACGCGGCCUACACAUCAGAAUCCACAGUUUCAUUAGAUCCCUUUGUUCAUAGCCUGACAUCCUUGUGCUGCUUUCAGUUCUGUAAGCUUAUUUUUUAUUCAAUUCAUUCGUUUAGUUGAAAUUGUUUGUAAUUGCAUGGACAGAUCAAUCCGUGUUGUAGAAUGAUCCGGCAACUCACGUCUUGUUGUUUUUGGGUUCAUUUCCUGUGUGCCAUGUUUGGUAAUCAGGGUGUUCGGAGUGGAAUUCUGUGAUGAUAUUGUGUUGUUUUUAGCCAUGUUGACUUGAGCUCCAUGGAUUCUCUCUUUGGAAUAUACAUGUAUUCUUAUGCUACCAAGCUAGUUUGAUCCA
Molecule: messenger RNA, 1578 nt
Organism: Panicum hallii
Lineage: Eukaryota; Viridiplantae; Streptophyta; Magnoliopsida; Poales; Poaceae
Product: transcription factor RF2b
Exons: 4
Coding region: 179-1231 (350 amino acids)
Biological process (GO): regulation of DNA-templated transcription
Cellular component (GO): nucleus
Molecular function (GO): DNA-binding transcription factor activity
Source: RefSeq, a predicted model, not a curated record